GGAUAAAAAGUUUUCAUAAAUGGACAUAUAUAUAUGUUAAUGGUGUGACAAGACCAGCUGUAACUCUGUGUCCUACCCUAGACUGGAACUGAAGAAAAUGAAUGAGUGACACACGUCAGUCAUCAAUCCAAAUAUCGUUUUGGGCGGAGUUUGAGUGAGAUGAAACCGGACUGCCGACCACCCAGCAUAAGUGUUUCAUUUCUUCAACAGAGUAGGCGCAGUUCUUUGGGUGGAAGUCUGCUUAUCCUGAGGCACAGGCCAUAGAGUUUCAACCAAUGAAAUACUGUGUUCUAAUAUAAUUUUUUGUCACUGAAAUGCAAGGACAGAUUUGAUUGGCUAAACGUUUCUGAAAACAACAAUCGUCGCACGUAGCUACGCCAUUUUGGAGAAAUUUUCCGAACAUAAGACACUUGAUUGGUCUUCGCAAUGAGGAGUCGGUGUACUUACGAGCUGUUGGAAGGAAAGACUUGUCAUUUCGACGCAGCUUUUUCGGGGACAGCAACCUGUGACUGGAAGUUGGACACUUUUGUAGCAGUUGAGGAUCGACUGGAUGAAAUGGGUGGUCUUUGCAGCCGAUCAAGUAAUCAGAGAGAAUUGGUUCAAACUGGAGUGCGAGAGGGGAGAGUUGUUGUCGUAACAAGAAGUACUACAGACUUCCCUGGCGACAGCACGGGAGGAUGGAGUGGGAAUGUCUACCGCAUCAUUGGAGCCAAUCAGGUUAUGUACCAAAGCCAGCCAGUGCCUGACGAUCUUAGAAGCCAACUUGGGGAGGGCGACUUAACGAUCGAAGGGAGACGAGCAAGGAUAAGGUUUCGAGCGAACAACGGAAAUCUUGAUCAGUAUUUCUGAUAAACAUAGACAUUCACUUUAAUGAACACCAGUGCAAAUGUAUAUAUAUAUAUGUAGUUAGUAUGGUUUUGGAUGUCCUAUACUUUGCACACAACGAUUGCGUUAUGCAAAGGGGAACAACUAUGUUAUUAAGGGACGCCACUCUUUAAGCCAUGCGGUUUUCAUUGCUAGUGAGCACUGCGACAUCAUACAACAAUAAAAGUGAAUCUGUUGUUUUAGUAUUUUAGUAAUUUGUAAGUCUAGUAAUUUGAAUUUUAAAUAUUCUUUACCUUUUUU
Molecule: messenger RNA, 1125 nt
Organism: Pomacea canaliculata
Lineage: Eukaryota; Metazoa; Mollusca; Gastropoda; Architaenioglossa; Ampullariidae
Exons: 5
Coding region: 427-849 (140 amino acids)
Source: RefSeq, a predicted model, not a curated record